CACACCACAGCAAAUAUGAAGGCCUUUAUGUGCGUCGUCGCUUUGGCUGCCGUUGGCGUGCAUGGCGGUCUUGUUGCCUCAGUCGGUUCAUCGUCCCAAUUCCGCUCCGAGGACGGACUCGGUAACUACAAUUUCGGAUAUGAUGAAGCGCACCCCACCGGUGGUUCGUUCCGUCGUGAGUCUGGCAGUGUUGCAGGAAUCAAGGCCGGUUCCUACGGACUCCGGGACAUUGAUGGACGUGUCCGUGUUGUAAACUAUGUGGCCGAUGGAGCCGGAUUCCGCGCUGCCAUCAACACAAAUGAACCAGGAACCGCGCCCUCCCUUUCUGCUGCCGCUGCCUACAACGCCGCUCCCGUCGUCGCUAAAGCUGCUGUUGCCCCUGUUGUUGCUGCCGCAGCCACCUAUGCAACUCCCGUAGCUGCCGCCGCCGCUCCAACUGUGGCUGCCUAUGCGCACCCGGCCCCCGUUAUGGCCCCGCUUGCCGCCCCCGUCGCCGCUGCCAAGGCAACUUCAUACUCGACGGCCGUCAACCAUGGAACUGUCCAUGCCGCCCCCGUCGCCGCGGUAGCUCCCGCUGUUGCCGCCUACGCCCACCACCACGUUGCUGCUCCUGCUGUAGCCCAUUACAGCGCUGGCCCAGCUGUCACCCACUACGCCGCUGCCCCCGCUGUGGCUCACUACAUUAGUGCUCGCCAAGCUAAAGUCGUCGUCUAAAUGAAACACGUUAAAAACAAAUUAUACGUUUGAAUGAAUGGGUAUGAAAGAGACGGGGUAGAGAAAACAUGAAUAAGGAGGGACGACUGUAGGCGAUGACGAGUACGUGAGAAAUCUUUGUUUCAUCAAAAAUCAUCUAUCUAUUGUGUACGGAUUAUAAAUACGACAGGAACACUAGCCAGAACAGAGGAAAACUGCGGAUUAAAUAAUAGAAACGAUAAGCGCCAUCAGUCAUCGAAAUCAUGAAUUCGUUAUUAACUAUAACGUGUUAUAUGAUAAAAGAAAAAAUGAAUUAAAGGUAUUCUGUGUUUGAUAAGUACUUCGCUAUGGCAAGGCUACUGGACGAGCGUAGUUCACUGAAGGGGUUUUCACUUGUUGGUUGCGUUUUGUACGAGAGAAAGGACACAUGUGCCUUCUUCUCCAGCAAGGCCAAAUCAGGAAACAAGCUUGUUCUUAAAAACUAAUAAAAUCAAGAAACUAUUCUCUUGCGCGAACAGUCCAGUCCAUCGUUUAUGAAUAUGACACUGAGAUACACCGUCAAAGAUUGUUUUCCAGCCACUAGUUUGUGAUAGCUGAUAGGAUCUGCGCGUCAGAAGCAUCCACAAAAAUUUAAGAAAUUACGUCAUUAUUCAAAAAGUACGAUUAGUUUUCGAUAGAAAAGGAAGAAUUUAAUGUACCCCUACCUUUUGAAGAUCUUAAAAAUAAACCGGACCAAGAUCUGCAAUUGUUAAA
Messenger RNA from Varroa destructor (honeybee mite), 1446 nucleotides. RefSeq lists its product as uncharacterized. The record is from RefSeq and is a predicted model, not a curated record. Gene Ontology annotation, molecular function: structural constituent of chitin-based larval cuticle. Lineage: Eukaryota; Metazoa; Arthropoda; Arachnida; Mesostigmata; Varroidae. Gene Ontology annotation, cellular component: chitin-based extracellular matrix.